UGGUUUCUAAUGUUGACAGUGGCAACUGACAGCAGAAGUAGUUGCAGAAACCAUAAAUAGAAAACAAAGGAAUUUUUCUUUUCUACCUUUUGCAUUAUUCUUAUGUAACUGAAGUUGAAUAACAAUUAAUUACGCACAUUUCUUGAAUUCAACUAAGGUUAAAUCAGAUAAAAUUAUGAGUGUAGAUCUAAGUGCUAAAUCGUUGGCUCAGUGGUUCUCUGAUCCUGAACAACACAAAUGUGGUUACUGCAAAAGUUCUUCAGGGAGCAUGUCUUUUGGGAUGUUAACUGAAGAACUAACAGUUGAAGAUUAUAAGGAUUUGAUUGAUCGAGGUUGGAGGAGAUCUGGUAAAUACUGUUAUAAACCGAUAAUGAAUGAAACCUGCUGCCCCCAAUAUGCCAUUAGGUGUGAUACUACACAGUUUACAUUAAACAAAUCCCACAAAAAGAUAAUGAAGAAAUUUAACAAAUUCCUCAAUGAUGGAGUUUUUAAUAAAAAUACAUAUACACAUCAGCAAGAUGAGAGUACUAUUCAAAUGCCGGGCUUUAACAAAGUGAGCACAAUUAUUGAUUUAUACCAAGAAAUAACUACUGAAGAAGGAAACUUGAAUAAUAUUACAUACAACGAGGUGAAAGACACAGAUGGGGAUAAACAUUUGGCACAAACAUCUAUUGAUAAUGGUACUAAGAAAUCAAAUGCAUUUGCAGACUCCAUAAAUACAUCCAGUCUGCCGAAAUAUAUUAAGAAAGGUCUUAAAGAGGGCACUGGUGCAGAUCCUACACGACCUCCAUGUAAAAAGGCUAAGCUGUUACGAUUAGAAAAGAAAAAAGAUAAAUUAUCCCUGAAAGGUGAACAGCUUCCAUUAGCCCCUAAAUCAAAUGGAACUGAAAAGUCACUGAGGCAGUUUUUAGAAGACGUACAGCCCUCUUUCAAACAUAAUCUAAAGCUUAAGCUAAUCUCCACAACUCGUGGCGAAGAAUGGAAGCAAGUAAAAGAUGUCGAGUUUGAGUUAUAUUUUAAGUAUCAAAGUAUUGUUCACAAUGAUCCACCUGAGCGUUGGACUGUUCGCAAUUUUGAGAGAUUUUUAGUUUCAUCACCUCUUAAGCUAGUUCUGGAACGAAUGGACGUAAGCCAUGAAACGUUCAGAGAGAGCUCUGACCUCUUUAAAAAGUAUCAGAUGGCCGUACAUAAUGAACGUCCCGAUGAUUGCGACGACGACUCAUUUUACGAAUUUCUAGUUAGUACACCACUAAAGCAUAAACCAUUCCCGAAUGGUAUUGAUGGUCCAGGAUAUGGAUCUUUCCAUCAACAAUACUGGAUAGACGAUAAACUGAUUGCCGUUGGUGUUAUUGAUAUACUCCCAGGUUGUCUUAGUUCCGUAUACUUUUUUUAUGAUCCAGAUUAUAGGGACUUGACUCUUGGGACAUAUGGAUCAUUAAGGGAAAUUCAACUGGUGCUGGACCUGCAGAAUAAAAUCCCAAACUUCAAGUAUUACUAUAUGGGAUUCUACAUACAUUCAUGUCCAAAAAUGCGUUAUAAAGGCAAGCUGAAUCCAUCGUACCUGUUGUGUCCUGAAACGUACACUUGGUUCAAAAUUGAUAAAUGUGUGCCAAAAUUGGAUAUCAGUAAAUAUUCGCGACUGAAUGAAGAUUCACGCGUAGUAGAUACAAAUAGUGGUACUGUUGAUGAAGUCAAUAAGAUCAUGGUUGUAUAUGGCCAUAAAUUAAUGUACAUGCGAGAUUUUUUGCGUGUUUGCGAAGAUCAGAAAGAUGGGUUUAAUAACUUAGUUAAACAAGUAGGAAAGAAAUCGGCUCUGAAUAUUGUUUUUUGGGUCUGUUCAAGUUGAAUUUAUGUCCAACCGAUUACAAAAUUACGUCCACACUAAAAGAUUAUUAAAUUAUCGUUAUAUGCUGAAAAGUAAAAGUUUUAUUAAAGUUUUAUGUUUUGUUUAGAUUGUUAGAAAAUAAUUUGCUUUUUGGUUGCUCAAAAAAGUGCUACUUGCUAAAUUGAUUUAUUGGCAAUGCUGAUUAACGAAUCACUACUUUUUAAUUUGUACCAGUUUUUAUUGGUAUGUUUAGUGUAAGUUGCUGACAAAAUUAAAAUACAAAAAAGUUAUCUAA
Dendroctonus ponderosae (mountain pine beetle) is the source of this 2120-nucleotide messenger RNA. Its product is annotated as arginyl-tRNA--protein transferase 1. Gene Ontology annotation, molecular function: arginyl-tRNA--protein transferase activity. The coding region runs from base 176 to 1846 and encodes 556 amino acids. The record is from RefSeq and is a predicted model, not a curated record. NCBI's taxonomy places the organism in Eukaryota, Metazoa, Arthropoda, Insecta, Coleoptera, Curculionidae. The transcript has 9 exons. Gene Ontology annotation, biological process: protein arginylation. Gene Ontology annotation, cellular component: cytoplasm.